AUGGAUAGGUUUAUUUUGUUUUUGCUCUAUUUUCCCGAAAACAAAAAACGAGCCCUUCAUGCACCUUCUUCCCUUCACUUGGAACUACCUAGUAAGAUUCAACCUCCUCUGUCUGCUGAAUGGAAAGUAUCGUUGGUUGUGGCUGCUACCUGUAUGGGUCAUUUAGCCAUCUCUUUCUUUAUCUCAGUCCUCUUGCUGAUGGUAGUGGGUGGACCUGAUCAUUGGCAAACUAAUUACUGGGCUGCUUUUCUAGGUAUCUUGAGUAUGAUUUUAGCCUCACUUCAAUAUUUGCCUCAGAUUUGGAAAACAUGGCAAACAAAGAAGGUUGGUGCCCUGAGUAUACCUAUGAUGAUGCUCCAAACACCAGGUACAGCAUUGUUUGUUUAUUCGUUGAUUGUACGUCCUGGUACAAACUGGACUGCUUGGCUGACGUAUCUUGUUACUGGUGUGUUGCAAGGUACAUUACUAACGAUGUGUAUCGUUUGGCAUUAUAGGAACAAGAAACUUGGUAUCGAUGAUUUACAUACAGAAGAACCCGAUGAAAAUACACGUCUUUUGGAAUAA
Molecule: messenger RNA, 564 nt
Organism: Gilbertella persicaria
Lineage: Eukaryota; Fungi; Mucoromycota; Mucoromycetes; Mucorales; Choanephoraceae
Exons: 1
Coding region: 1-564 (187 amino acids)
Source: RefSeq, a predicted model, not a curated record